GUUCACUAUAGAGAGCACAGUCAGCACUCCGGCGAUUUGCUACCUGUUUCAGAAAGACGCACGAGUGCGCUUUACCUCUCCAGGCACAGCCAAAUGGACCCUGCGGACUUGACGUGAUUAUAUGUAAAAGGCACCAAAAGAAAUUAGCAAUGUCUUACAGUUGCAUUAUGCGCUGCCGCAGGUUAUUACUUCUGUGUUUGUUGAGGAGGUAACAGAGGAGGUAUUGCAUGCCAACAUGGAUUGCCUUUUUCUUUUGCUAUGGACUUUGCCUAUCCCACUUGUCAGCUGCACAUCAGUGAAGAUUUUAUCCACUCUGUGGUUCUGGAACACAUUGAAGACGCUGCAUAUCUACUGCUCACAUUCCAUUUACUCUGUUUCGUCCACUUUUGCCAGUGACACCAGUGGACUGAAUCACGAUUACGUGUUUGUGACGCCAAUUGAGGUGGAUGCUCAGGGUGGGUAUGUGACCCACGAUAUGCUGCUGCGAGGCCGGAAUAAGAGGUCCCUGCCAUCCAUGAGGGGCCCUGUACACUACAGACUAUCUGCCUUCGGGUGGCACAUGCACCUGGACUUACAGCCUUCCAUGGUAGUGGCAGAGGGCUUCACAGUACAGGUAGUGGGGACAGAGGGCAUCACCACAUUGGCACAGGAGCCAGCCCAUCAGGACUGCUUGUAUCAGGGAUUUAUACACAACUUCACAGCUUCCUCUGCAGCCAUAUCUACAUGUUCUGGCUUGUCAGGUCUGAUCCGGAUGUCUGAUGAGGAGUACUUCAUCGCCCCCUUGCCACAGCACCUAGCUGCAGAGCACAACUACAGCUCCCCAAGUGGACACCACCCACACGUGGUCUACAAACGCUCGGCUGAACACAAAGUCCAUGGUGGCCAGGGAUCUAUCCACAGCUCGCAACCUGACAACCCAUAUCUGCAGCACCAUCAUCAGCAUCACCACGACGACCAGCAUGGGAAGCUGCAGAGACAACACUUCUGUGGACGCCGCAAGCAAUACACUCCCAAGCCCCCUGCUGAGGAUCGUCUCGUCAUGCCUGAUGAGUUUGAGCUCCCAGGCAGGGCGAAGCGAUCACCCAUCACAUCUAACAAGGUGGGGGGCCUGAAUGUGGAAACGCUGGUGGUGGCAGACAGGAAGAUGCUGGAGAAACACGGCAGAGAGAACGUCACCACCUACGUCCUCACUGUUAUGAACAUGGUUUCUAGCCUUUUCAAAGACGGCACCAUCGGAACUGAUAUCAACAUUGUGGUGGUCAGCCUGCUUCUUCUAGAGCAAGAUCCACUCGGCCUGUCCAUCAACCACCACGCUGACCAGUCUCUCAACAGUUUCUGCCAGUGGCAGUCGGGCCUGAUCGGGAAGCGCCACGACCAUGCUGUGCUCCUCACCGGCCUGGACAUCUGCUCUUGGAAGAAUGAGCCAUGUGACACCCUGGGUUUUGCUCCUAUAAGUGGAAUGUGUAGUAAAUACCGGAGCUGUACGAUUAAUGAAGACACAGGACUGGGCUUAGCUUUCACCAUCGCUCAUGAAUCAGGCCACAAUUUUGGGAUGAUCCAUGAUGGAGAGGGGAAUCCUUGUCGGAAAGCAGAAGGAAACAUCAUGUCUCCAACCCUGGCAGGAAACAACGGGGUCUUCUCCUGGUCUGCCUGCAGUCGCCAAUACCUCAGCCGCUUCCUUGGAACAGCUCAAGCGUCGUGUCUGGUGGAUGAGCCCAGGCAGAUUGGGCAGUAUAAAUACCCAGAGAAGCUCCCAGGCCAGCUUUAUGAUGCUGACACACAGUGCAAGUGGCAGUUUGGCUCCAAGGCUAAACUGUGCAACCUGGACUUUGUCAAGGACAUCUGUAAGUCACUGUGGUGCCACAGGACAGGUCACCGGUGUGAGACCAAGUUCAUGCCUGCCGCCGAGGGCACCAGCUGUGGGACUGACCUGUGGUGUCGGCGAGGCCAGUGUGUGAAGUAUGGUGACCACGGUCCGAGAGCUGUCAACGGUCAGUGGUCAGGAUGGUUGGAGUGGUCGGACUGUUCCAGGACCUGUGGGGGAGGGGUUAUGUACAGGGAGCGAUCCUGCACCAGCCCCAGGCCACAACACAACGGGAAGUUUUGCCAGGGCUCCGCUCGUCUCAACCAGCUCUGUAACACAAAGCCGUGCCAGCCAAGCGGAGUGGACUUCCGUGCCCAGCAGUGUGCUGAGUACAACAGCAAACCCUUCAGGGGCUGGUACUACAAAUGGAAGCCCUACACCAAGGUGGAAGCUGAGGAUAUCUGCAAGCUGUACUGCAUCGCUGAGGACUUUGCCUUCUUCUUUGCCAUGGCCAGCAAAGUCAAGGACGGGACAUCCUGCUCAGACCACAGAGGUGACGUGUGCAUCGAAGGAGCCUGUGAGCCGGUGGGUUGUGACCAGAUCCUGGGCUCUAAGGCAACUCUGGAUGCCUGUGGAGUUUGUAGAGGGGACAACUCCACCUGCAAGUUCUUCAAAGGCCAGUACGUCCUCCAGCACAGAGCUAACGAAUACUACGCCAUGGUGACCAUCCCACCUGGAGCACGGAGCAUCCAUGUUCAGGAGAUGGAGAUCUCCACCAGCUACCUGGCUGUACGCACCCUGAAGAGGAAGUACUAUCUGACAGGGGACUGGACUGUGGACUGGCCUGGAAAGUUCCAGUUCGGUGGGACGGUGUUUGACUAUCAGCGCUCUUUCAACCGCCCAGAGAGCCUGUACGCGGCCGGACCCACUAAUGAGACCCUGGUCUUUGAAAUCCUGCUGCAGGGUAAGAACCCGGGUGUGGUGUGGGAGUACACCUUGCCUCGCAGUGAGAGGAAACCCAACUACACAUGGGGAGUGGUUCGCUCCGACUGCUCUGCUCCGUGUGCUGGAGGUCAGAUCUCAACAAAGGCCAUCUGUUUUCAAGAUCAGCGGACCCAAGUCAACUCGACACAGUGCAACCCUCAGACCAGACCAGUGCUCAGCUCUCACCUGUGCAACACGCAGCCCUGCCCAGCCUACUGGACGACAGGGAACUGGGGGCCCUGCAGUCAGUCCUGUGGGGGCGGCCAACAGGCACGUCACAUCCAGUGCUUGCGUAAGGUGACGUACCAGCGAGAGGAGGUGGUGGCUCACUCCCUGUGCCCCGUCAUCGCCCCGGCCCAGGUGCUGCCUUGCCACAACCAGGCUUGCCCACCUGAGUGGAGCUCUGGGGUCUGGUCACAGUGUUCCAAGUCGUGUGGGCGUGGGAUGAAGAAGCGCGGCGUGUUCUGCAGGAGCACUGACCCCGGAGCAAAGGCCGUGGUGGUGCCGGACAGUAUGUGUAAGCCACACCUCAAACCCAAGGCCCAGGAGACCUGCGUUCUGCGCCGCUGCCCCAAGAAUGACCGGCUGCAGUGGUUCACAACACCCUGGGGCGAGUGCUCCACAUCCUGUGGCCCAGGUGUCAGAAGGAGAGAGCUACGUUGUGGGGAGAGGGAUUCACAGGGGGACUACACAGACUUCCCUAUGAGAAGGUGCAGGAACCUUCCCAAACCCUCUGGGGAUCUCCAGCAGACCUGCAGCAGGGGGCCGUGCCCAGAGCCUCGACUUGUCUCCCCAGGAAGGACAGCCAGUGCAGUGGUCCUGGGCUGGUACUCUUCUCCUUGGCAGCAGUGUUCUGUAUCCUGUGGGGGAGGGGUACAGUCCCGUUCUAUCCAGUGUCUGAGACAGGGACGUCCUGCAGCUGGAUGCCUGAACCACCAGAGACCCAUAACAUCCCGGGCCUGCAACACACACUUCUGUCCUGCUCCUCCUGCCCACGUUCCUGCUCCGGCGCCAACGUUCAAAGGCGAGCAGUCUUGUGUCGACUUCUUCAGCUGGUGUCACCUGGUUCCUCAGCACAGUGUGUGCAAUCACAAGUUCUACGGACAGCAGUGCUGCAAGUCCUGCAAUGGCAAAAAAGCUAUAAGAUUGGAGGACACCUUAUUCCCAUGAGCCUCUAGCUGCAAAUUGGAGGGAAAUGGCAUAAUAUGCGCUACAACUCUAAAGGACACUGUGGUUCAAAAAUAAAUUUUGGGCCAUAAUGCAUAAGAGAACUGAGGUGCAGUCUUUGUUCCUGGAGUACUUGACUAACAGUGAUUAGCGAAAUAAAAGAGAAUCACCUCCAUGUUUGUGGACACGUUGUGCUAACGAUGGCAAUGCGGGCAAAGACAUUCAUGCUAAAGCAGCGUCUUCUCAUAACUGGAAAUACAGUGCAACAAAUGAUUGCAGGACACUCUCUGUGUAAAUGCAUGUGUUGCACGCCCAGACGUUGUCAACAUCAAACGAGCUCUAAGAACAUCUGCAUUUUUAGCUCACUGAUGUUUUUAUAUUUUUUAUAUUUAAAGGCGUCCGGUUUCCGAUGACAUUUUAAGUUAUUAUGGCCCACAUGUUACUUAGCAUUUGUCAGGUGCACCAUGGGCUUUGUGUGCUGCAUGGGCACCAUGAUUCCAGCUCUUUUACACGUAGAGGUAUGCCUACCGCGAAAACUCCGCAGAUUCAAUCGUUAGACUGUACAUUGUGCAUGUAAAACUUUCAAACUUGAUCACAACUCUCACAUGCACUUGUCAGGCCUGGUCCCUCUUAUCUGUCAUGGUUCAUAAUUGGUGCUUUACUGUGUAACGAGAUGCAGCAUUUACAGUACAUGUGCACAUUCCAGACAUCUUCAUGUCGUGAAUACAUGCCUAUUUGUGUAUGAGAAAGUAACGUUUGCUUACCCAUAUUGUAAUGUAUCCUCCGAGUGUCUUGUGAAAAUAUUGGUGCAAAGCUGACAGCUGCCGGGAUACCGUAGGUUCUUUUCCCCCAUCCAUCAUAAUGAUAAGUAAACAUCCUCUGUAUAUUGGGCCAGCAGCACUGAACCUAGGUCCCUUCACACCGGGUAGAUAUGAUGCCAAAUCAUUAACUAGCGCUGGGUAGAGCCACAGAGGAUCCCCCAGACUUCCACCACUCAUUAAUGAAAAUCAAUGUCUGCAGGCUAGUAAAGGGAGCUGUGGAUGGGGCCGGGUCAGAGAAGAUGCUUUAUUUCCUCUGCCUGGCCAGGUGGGAGAUGUGGUGGGCGAGAGUUGGCGGAAUAGUUGGGUGGGAGGAGGGGGGGUAGCCAGGGUUGAGGUUGUCGACUUUCUCUCGACAUACUUUUUCAGAAUGCUAAUUAGUCACAGAUCCUGGCGUGGUGGGAGCAGACAGGCUUUAGGGGGGAGCAGAGCAGACCAACAAAUGCCUCUGAAAAGGACUGCUGCAUACCUCCCUCUGUUUACUCUGCCCCUGCUCUCACCAUCCAGACCAGCUCUGUUUGGUUUGUUUGAGAAAAUGUCAGCAUCCCUCCACUCCCCCGCUCCCUCUCUCAUGACCCCCACCUUCAUUUUUAGCAUCGGUUAGUGCUAUGAAAUACUGUAGAUCGCAGCUACGUUAUGGUAAAUCCCAUUUGCACUAGUGGUCCUGUGGAAGGCAAUGGGAUAGCCAAUUGUACAGACAGCAAAGGCAACUUACUUCCAGCCAGCAGGGAGCGAAACAGGAAGAGUGUGGCUGGAGUAUAGGAUGUUGUUUGCUGUCGAUCAUAAAGAUCCUACGUUUCCACCUGCUCCCCAGAGAGGGAUGGCCCCAUACAGAGGGAGAGAGGUCUGGUCUGGUCAGGGGCACUCCAUGACCAGGGAGUUGUUUUUCCUCCUCAGCCUGCUCUCCAUCAGUGGCUUGGGUUGUAGAGGGAAGGAAAGAGCAAGACUGAUAUGAUUGUGAAGUACAUUCCUGAGCGGUGGCAGUGCUGGCCAGGGCUCUCUCUGUCUCUGGUUCUGACCUGCUCACAGCUAACACUGUCAUUAUCACGGGAGGUUACUGUUCCUUCCAAUACCACAGCGUCCUCCUCUGCCUUCACCAAGCCUCAACAGCAUCCCUGCAACCUUACACUCACAAAAGGGUCAAAGAUGGACUCUUGACUGUUCCCUCUGCUUUUCUUGCUAUACUUCCACGGUCACGUUUAUGAACUGGUUUCCACCAGGAAUGGCACUCUGUAUUAUAAAACCACUCAAUUAGCCUCCGUUCCCUGUGAAUUGUCUGUGUGAAUUAUCCCUGGUUUAAUGGUGUUGAACGAAUGCUCUCAAAAUAGACGUUCAAAUGUCAUGUUGGAUUGUAGGAGGAUAUUUGAUUUUACGUGCGUUUUUCAUCAGCCUUGCAUAAUUCUACACGUGUUCUUGUUAUUUUCCAUGUCCUGUACAGUUGUUGUAUGCUCUAUUGUCUUUUCCCCUGCAAAAACAGGAAAAGUGUAAUUUAUUACCGUUUCAAUGGAUCUGAGAAACUGAACACAUUUGGUUGAGAGGGGAGCUGCUUGUAAUAUAGAGCAUGAUCAGCGUAAUAUUUCUUACUUUUUCUCAAUGUUUUAUAAUAAAACUAUGACAAGAUGUAUUCCCCCUA
This is a messenger RNA of Oncorhynchus tshawytscha (Chinook salmon), 6406 nucleotides long. Its product is annotated as A disintegrin and metalloproteinase with thrombospondin motifs 18-like. Lineage: Eukaryota; Metazoa; Chordata; Actinopteri; Salmoniformes; Salmonidae. The transcript has 23 exons. Gene Ontology annotation, molecular function: metalloendopeptidase activity. Bases 236 to 3958 code for a protein of 1240 amino acids. The record is from RefSeq and is a predicted model, not a curated record. Gene Ontology annotation, biological process: extracellular matrix organization; proteolysis. Gene Ontology annotation, cellular component: extracellular matrix.